This is a messenger RNA of Jatropha curcas, 677 nucleotides long. RefSeq lists its product as uncharacterized. NCBI's taxonomy places the organism in Eukaryota, Viridiplantae, Streptophyta, Magnoliopsida, Malpighiales, Euphorbiaceae. The record is from RefSeq and is a predicted model, not a curated record.
AGGAAAAAAAAAACAAGAAAUACAAACUACCUAUAUAAGGAAGAAAAACCAAAACGACCAAAGAAAUCUCUCUCACUUGAAACCCAAACAAGAUGAAGAAAUUUUAGAGAGAAACCAAAUCUAAAUCCACCAAAUUCUCCCAUUCCAAUUCUUUUUCUUGAUUAUCUUAAGGAUUUGAAAAACCCAGAUGGCAAACCAGCUAGAGAAUCUAGUGCAAUCAAUAAAAUCAAAAGUUAGAGCCUUGAAGAAAUCCAAGAAACCUUAUAUCAAAAUGGACAAAAGCUCAAGUGUUAAAGUUGAGAUCCGUAGCAGAAAAGCGAGAAAGCUUAUCGAUAAGACUCUCAAGGUUGCUGAUCGCCCUGGCAAGGGUAGUAUUUCUUGAUUUUACUUUUCUUCUGUUAUAACUUAAUUUCACUACUAAUUAAUAUAUCAUUGUCUGUAAAUAGGUUUUUUAUAUUAGAGUUUUUCUUUUCAAGUGCCUACCGAUUCUGUGUUUUUUUUUUCUUGGGAAAGCUUGGAAGUGUAUGUGUAUGGAACCGUUUCAGUUUUGGCUUAGCAGACAGUUCUUGUUUUUCUUUUAAGAUAGCUGUUUUGUUAAUGAAGUCAAAUUUAGAAUUUUGAAUGUUACGAUUGUAGUUGUUUAUUUUUCAUGAAUGGAACCCAAAAUUCAACUUUAA